Anguilla rostrata (American eel) is the source of this 648-nucleotide messenger RNA. It is a transcript of the gene scmh1, whose product is annotated as Scm polycomb group protein homolog 1. Gene Ontology annotation, molecular function: histone binding; chromatin binding. The coding region runs from base 190 to 648 and encodes 152 amino acids. The transcript has 5 exons. The record is from RefSeq and is a predicted model, not a curated record. NCBI's taxonomy places the organism in Eukaryota, Metazoa, Chordata, Actinopteri, Anguilliformes, Anguillidae. Gene Ontology annotation, biological process: negative regulation of DNA-templated transcription. Gene Ontology annotation, cellular component: nucleus.
GAUCGCUGUUUCGGCCCAUCGCCCAGUCUGAAAUCCACGACAGCACCCCCAUCGCACACAUCCAGUGGUGCGCUUUAGAGAAAAAAAUAUGGCGGAUGGGUACUGAACCCACAUCAGAAAAAACACACACACAAAAGCCUAGACGGCGCAGGACUGUGUUGCUGAGGACUUGGUCAGUAUUACUGGAGUAUGAGGAAACCGGGCCCACAGAAAGCGACUGAGUGGAAGGAUGGCAGAAGGAUCAGACAUGCCCGAAGCGGUCGGCCCUCACGGGUCCCAGCCCAGUACCAAGGGCACUUCAGCUGGGAUAAGUACCUGAAGGAGACAGGUGCCAUCGCUGCCCCCGCCCACUGUUUCAGGCAGAGUGCCACGCCCCCCGCUAACGAGUUCAAGGCGGGGAUGAAGCUGGAGGCGCAGGACCCGCGGAACACCACCUCCACCUGCAUCGCCACGGUGGUGGGGCUGACCGGCUCCCGGCUGAGGCUCCGCCUCGACGGCAGCGACAACAAGAACGACUUCUGGCGCCUGGUCGACUCGUCCGAGAUCCAGCCAAUCGGGAACUGCGAGAAGAACGGGGGCAUGCUGCAGCCGCCGCUGGGUGAGCGGGGGGGGGGGGGUGGCCUUGGGGGAACCAAUCAGGAACUGUGA